This is a messenger RNA of Huiozyma naganishii CBS 8797, 4782 nucleotides long. RefSeq names its product aminophospholipid-translocating P4-type ATPase DNF1 (gene DNF1). Gene Ontology annotation, molecular function: ATP hydrolysis activity; ATPase-coupled intramembrane lipid carrier activity; magnesium ion binding. Gene Ontology annotation, biological process: phospholipid translocation. The record is from RefSeq and is a predicted model, not a curated record. Gene Ontology annotation, cellular component: plasma membrane. Lineage: Eukaryota; Fungi; Ascomycota; Saccharomycetes; Saccharomycetales; Saccharomycetaceae. The transcript has a single exon. Bases 1 to 4782 code for a protein of 1593 amino acids.
AUGCCCAUAGAUAAAACUAACCCUUUCCAGGAAGACGUUAAUCCCUUUGAUAGUGAAGACGAAUUUAAUUUCGAACUGGGUGACGGGAAUAGAAGUUCCCAGCAUGCUAAAAGUAACGACAAUAAAGUAACCUUUGAUGAACCUCGUGAUACUAGAAAGCCUCAUUUAGAUGAAAGCUUAUCAUUCGAAAACACAGCUGAUGCAGAUUCAUUCGAUGGCCAUUCCUAUCAGCAGACACCAGAUAUCGGUAGAUUCAAUCAUAACGAGUCUGGGACGUUUGAUGAUAUUGAAUUGGAAAACGACAACAAUGCCGAGACUCCGGCUAUGAAGAGACUCCGGCUUGGCACCCAAAGAAACAAAAAAGGCAAGCCUCUUAUUGGAAGGACUAAGACGCUGAAAUGGGCGAAAGAGAAUUUAUAUAACCCAUUUGAAGACUUUAUCAAAGAGGAGGAUGCCUUUGACGACGCCGGUAUGAAAAAUAGGGCCGACGAACUCAGAACGGUGUACUACAACAUGGAUUUACCGGAUGAUAUGCUCGACGAAGAGGGAAAACCUCUUGCUGAUUAUGCACGUAACAAGAUUAGAACAACCAAGUAUACGCCAUUAACGUUCUUGCCUAAAAAUAUCUUAUUUCAAUUCCAAAACUUCGCCAACGUCUAUUUCUUGAUGCUGAUCAUUUUAGGUGCCUUCCAGAUCUUUGGUGUUACAAAUCCCGGGUUAAGUGCAGUGCCGCUGAUUGUCAUCGUUAUUAUCACUGCCAUCAAGGAUGGUGUUGAAGAUUCCAGGAGAACUGUUUUAGAUUUAGAGGUGAAUAACACCAGGACGCACAUUCUCGAAGGUGUACCAAAUGGAAACAUUUCCGCCGACAACGUUUCGAUGUGGAGAAAGUUCAAGAAGGCUAACACAAGGCUACUCGUCAAGUUUAUCGACUACUGCAAAAGCAGGUUUUCUGAAGAAGGGAGAAGGAAGCGCGCAAUGCGCCAGCGGAAUCAUCUCAGGGUCCAGCAUGCAAGAGCGCAAGGAGACACUGACAUGCCACGUAAUUCCUUGGACUCAGUUGGCAGUUAUAGGUUUUCUGCUGAGUAUGGACGUCCGUCUUUAGAUGAGAACGGUGCAGAUGGCAUGGCAAAUGAAGGCCAUAUUAUUGAUAGAACUUUGCCUCCCAGAACUGAUUGUAAGUUUUCGAAAGACUUCUGGAAAAACGUUAAAGUUGGUGACAUUGUGAGAAUUCAUAAUAACGAUGAGAUUCCCGCAGAUGUUAUUUUGUUGGCAUCUUCAGACAAUGACGGCGCUUGCUAUCUUGAAACCAAAAACUUGGAUGGUGAAACAAAUUUGAAGGUUAGACAAUCCUUGAGCACCACCCUUGAUAUUAGAAAUUCUAGAGAUGUUGCAAGAUCGAGGUUUUGGGUCGAAAGUGAAGGCCCUCACGCAAACUUAUAUUCUUAUGAAGGUAAUUUGAAAUACAUUGAUACCAAAGACGGAGACCUGAAGAACGAGCCCAUCACAAUCAACAACAUGUUGCUUCGUGGUUGUACACUAAGAAACACCAAAUGGGCGAUGGGUAUUGUAAUGUUCACUGGUGAUGAAACCAAGAUUAUGUUAAAUGCUGGUGUUACUCCAACAAAAAAGUCUCGAAUCUCGAGAGAACUGAACUUCUCUGUUUUGAUCAAUUUCCUGAUCUUGUUUAUUCUUUGUUUCAUUUCGGCGAUAAUUAAUGGUGUUUCGUACAGCAAGCAUCCUGCCUCUCGCGACUACUUUGAGUUUGGUAUAAUAGGUGGGACAGCUUCAACAGCAGGUUUUGUUACUUUUUGGGUUGCAGUUAUUCUAUAUCAGUCUUUGGUACCCAUUUCACUGUACAUCUCUGUUGAGAUUAUCAAAACGGCACAAGCGGCGUUUAUUUACGGUGAUGUUUUACUAUACAACGCAAGGCUGGAUUACCCAUGUACUCCAAAGUCGUGGAAUAUUUCUGAUGAUUUGGGCCAGAUUGAAUAUAUUUUUUCCGAUAAAACUGGUACCCUAACUCAAAAUAUCAUGGAAUUUAAAAAAUGUACUAUUAAUGGUGUUUCUUACGGUAGGGCAUACACGGAGGCCCUGGCGGGUCUGAGAAAACGACAAGGUGUUGAUGUGGAAUCCGAAUCUCGUCACGAAAAAGAGGGGAUUGCUAGAGAUAGAGAAAUCAUGAUCAAAGAUCUAAUGCAUUUAUCUGACAAUUCACAAUUUUAUCCCGAGGACAUCACAUUUGUUUCCAAAGAAUUCACUGACGAUUUAAAGGCUAAGAACGGGGAGGUACAACAGAAGUGCUGCCAACAUUUUAUGCUGGCGCUAGCGUUAUGCCAUUCUGUCUUAGUCGAAAAGAACAAGGUUGAUCCCAAUAGACUAGAUAUUAAAGCCCAAUCGCCCGAUGAAGCUGCAUUAGUUACUACUGCUAGAGAUAUGGGUUUCAGUUUUGUGGGAAGUACAAAACAAGGUAUGAUCAUCGAGAUACAGGGUGUUCAAAAGGAAUUUCAGAUCUUGAAUAUUUUGGAGUUCAAUUCCUCAAGGAAGAGAAUGAGCUGUAUUGUGAAAAUUCCAGCUGCCAACCCUGAAGAAGAGCCCAAGGCAUUACUGAUUUGUAAAGGUGCGGAUUCCGUGAUUUUUUCAAGACUAUCUACGAAGGCCGGUGCUAAUGACGAGCAAUUAUUGGAAAAGACAGCUCUGCAUUUGGAACAGUACGCCACUGAAGGUCUGAGAACACUUUGUAUUGCCCAAAAGGAAAUAUCUUGGCCUGCUUACCAGAAGUGGAAUGCCAAAUACAACGCUGCUGCGGCUGUGCUCACGAACAGAGAAGAACAGCUAGAUGCUGUCGCAGACGCUAUUGAACGUGACCUAAUACUAUUAGGUGGGACUGCCAUCGAAGAUCGUUUACAAGAUGGUGUACCUGAUUCUAUUGCUAUUCUGGUUCAGGCUGGUAUCAAGUUGUGGGUUUUGACCGGUGAUAAGGUCGAAACAGCCAUCAAUAUUGGGUUUUCGUGUAACCUAUUGAAUAAUGAAAUGGAAUUAUUGGUCAUCAAGACGUCAGGUGAGGAUGUUAAAGAAUAUGGUACUGAACCAAGUCAAAUCGUGGACAAUCUGGUAUCAACAUAUUUAAGAGAAAAAUUCGGACUUGGUGGCACAGAAAUGGAACUUGCCAAUGCUAAAGCUGACCAUGAGCAUCCAAAGGGUAACUUUGCAGUCAUCGUUGAUGGUGAAGCUUUAAAACUGCUUCUUAACGAUGAGGAUAUGAGAAGAAAAUUUUUGUUGCUUUGUAAAAACUGUCGGGCAGUACUUUGUUGCAGAGUUUCUCCAUCUCAAAAGGCUGCAGUCGUCAAGUUAGUUAAAAAUACUCUUGAUGUUAUGACCCUUGCCAUUGGGGAUGGGUCCAAUGAUGUUGCUAUGAUCCAGUCUGCCGAUGUAGGUAUCGGUAUUGCCGGUGAGGAAGGCCGUCAAGCUGUCAUGUGCUCCGACUAUGCUAUCGGGCAGUUCAGAUAUUUAACGAGAUUGUUACUCGUUCAUGGAAGGUGGUCUUACAAACGGUUGGCUGAGAUGAUCCCGUCAUUUUUUUACAAGAACGUUAUUUUCACCCUGACUUUGUUUUGGUACGGUAUCUACAAUAAUUUUGACGGGUCUUACUUGUUUGAGUACACUUUCAUUAUGUUUUACAACUUGGCCUUUACGUCCUUGCCUGUCAUUUUUCUGGGUAUCCUCGACCAGGAUGUCAGUGACACAGUGUCCUUGGUGGUCCCGCAACUAUACAGGGUUGGUAUUUUGCGUCUUGAAUGGAAGCAAACCAAGUUUUUGUGGUAUAUGUUGGAUGGGUUGUACCAGUCAUGCAUCUCCUUUUUCUUCCCCUAUUGUGUUUACCGCAAGACGAUGAUUGUUACGAAAAAUGGGCUAGGGAUCGACCACCGGUAUGACGUUGGGGUUAUGGUUGCAAGUAUUGCAGUUAUAUCCUGUAACCUCCACAUCUUGCUACAUCAAUACAGAUGGGAUUGGUUCAGUGUGACAUGGAUAGCGCUGUCCUGUCUAGUUCUCUUUUUCUGGACAGGUAUUUGGUCGAGUGUGCUACACAGUAAGGACCUAUACAAGGCUGCUUCCAGGAUUUACGACACACCCGCGUUUUGGGCUGUGUUUUUUGUUGGAGUAUGUUACUGUCUAUUACCGCGGUUCACGCUGGAUUGCUGCAGGAAGUUUUUCUACCCAACAGAUGUGGAAAUCGUGAGGGAAAUGUGGGCCAGAGGUGACUUCGACCAUUACCCAACUGGAUAUGAUCCAACGGAUCCUGACAGGCCUAAAAUCGUCAAACCAGGUAAGCUCGGUGAACAUCCUGUGUCGAUUAACUCUCGCGGCAUCGAAUUGCGCGACAAUUACGGAUUCGGGUCGGUGUCUCAAGAGAGUGUUUUAACUGAGGAGAUUCCAAUGAACAUACUGAACGAUGCGGCAGGUUCCCCCACGGCUCUGCGUGUCGAAGAGAACCGUCAAACUUGGGGGGACUCGCCAAAGGAGACCCAGGAUCUAUUGUUCUCCCCGAGACUGAAAGACGAAGGCAAGGGUACAUUCGAGCCGCAGACGGGUUCUACUUUACGGCAAUCCACCGUUCCGCAAAACAGAACGUCGCUAGACCACACCAGGGAGCAAAUGCUCUCCAGCAAUCAACUAGACAACCGAUAUUCGGUCGAGCGGGCCAGAAUGUCCCUAGAACUUCCGGGAAUCAAGAAUGCCGAGGGUCUUCUUGAUGCCAGAAAGAGUUUUCACCGCGAUAGGUAA